Molecule: messenger RNA, 1617 nt
Organism: Patiria miniata (bat star)
Lineage: Eukaryota; Metazoa; Echinodermata; Asteroidea; Valvatida; Asterinidae
Exons: 2
Coding region: 736-1473 (245 amino acids)
Source: RefSeq, a predicted model, not a curated record
CGUUAUGACUUUUCCGUAUCGUCCAUUUUAUCUGCCGAACAAAUUAGUCCUGUCGAGAACCUUUUUAUCUGUUUGACUGAUGAGGACACUCGCCAGAUAGUCACUCCCACUCCAGCGCUCACAGAGGGUAGAUCGUGAAAACAGCAAGUUGCAUGUGUCAGUGCUUGUGUGUACACACAACAGUAACACAGCUCCGUGCUGGACAGAUCCGUGCCUGAACUAACAUCAUCGAGGGCAGUAAUGUAUACAAGCCAAUAUCUUCUCAUGGAAUAACUGCAGUCUGCAAGAAAUUAACGAGUUCAGUUCCAGCGAAGGCGUCGAUACAAUUUACGGGAGACACCGAAUGCUGAAAAAAAUCUGUUGACACGAGUAGAAUGUGCCGUGGAUAAAUUUUGUUGGUGAAACGGCGGAGCAGAAUUUGACAGCAUUUGCUGCCGUGAUUAUCUAUGCAGGGUGAAUUUCUACACAGCGGCACUCGGCGUAAAGGUGGCAAAACUGACGGCCUUGGACGGAGGACGUUGAGAAACUCAGGAAAUGAGGACUUCGUACAUGACACGUUCCUGUUGAUUAGUUUGUGAAGCACAUGUACGCUGUACAGGGUUUUGGUAUACGUGGAAAUAUCAUUAGACUGUAAGUGUAAUUGACGGUGUUUCUGUUGGAUGGACCUAGAGUGGUCGUGUGCUGCCUGUUGCUGAUUCAGACCGCCGCGGAGCCCGUCCAUUAGUUGAAACAACCAUGACUUCCAACUUCCUAACCAGAUUACUAAAGCGGGGGUCGGGGCCGCCGCGUCCCCAAGUGGACAUGCACGCACUCUUCACCAGCGCGCAGAUGAGCACGAUGAUCCUCCAGGGACAAUUAUCGGUCCACGAGCCGUGGCGACGACACAAAAAGAAGCCCAAGAUCGUCUACGUGUGUCUGUACACCAACGACUCCAGCCCGUUUAUCGUGUGGUACACGGACAAGGCGCACAAGAAGCCCCGGGGGUUCUUCAACGUGAGGGGCGGCAAGAUCGCGCCCGUCGGGGAGUUCAGUUUCCAGAUUGCCUUUAAAGACAAAACCAGCCAGAUUUACAAGUUCAACACGUCAAGCUGGGAGCGACGGGAAGAAUGGCUGCAUUUGCUGCGUAAGGAGAGUCGCAAGGAAGUCCAGAUGCCGUUGAUUGAGACCAUUUGCAAUCAGGACUACCGCGUCAGUCAGGACGACCUGGCCAUCACCAUGACGGCGGAGCAGAGGGCGAGGCAACAGCAACUGCGCCCCGAAUGGAAGGGGCACCGCCGGACUGUCAGCGCCGGAUCCCCGUCGCCGCAACGCUGCGUCGUUCAGCUGCAGAGAAGCAGAAGUCAGCCGCACAUCCAAAAAGGGCGUCUCAUCAAACGGAGACCGACGGUCCUGGAAAAGCAUUCGCCGACGCUCGGCCAGGCGGUCCAAAACGAGCGGAGAUUUAUACGCACGCCGGAGGUUUGUCGUAGCUGAGAGAUUUCUCCUUUGCCAUUUUUUUUCUUUUCUCGCAUUUAUCAAAUUGUUUUUAAAAUUUGCAUAUUUAUACAAUUAUUUUGUCUUGAGUACUCCUUUUUCUGAAGAGUACUUUGAACACGGAGCUCAACGUGUAAGGAAAAG